AUGUCUGGGGCGCUGCUGCGCGCCGGGCUCAAGUGCGCGGGCGUCGCCCUUCUGCCGCUAGGCGCCCCACCAUCCUGGUCGUCGCUCCGCGCCGGACUCGGGGCGGCUGCGGCCGGCCAGCAGUCGCGGGGUGUGCUGUCCAUCGACGUUUACGACGACAAGGUGGACCGAGCGCUGGCGAUUUUGCGGCGCCGCGCGACGGAAGAAAAGUACGAAGAGAAGUGGCGGCAGAUCUACCACGAGAAGGGCAGCUUGAAGAGGAGAAAGAUGAGGAAGGAGGCGGAGUUCAAGCGGUACAAGGCGCAGGUGCGGGAGAGGAUGCAGUGGAUCACCAGACACAGGGCAAGGGGUUUCUGA
This is a messenger RNA of Ostreobium quekettii, 357 nucleotides long. Lineage: Eukaryota; Viridiplantae; Chlorophyta; Ulvophyceae; Bryopsidales; Ostreobiaceae. The record is from the annotation of a GenBank genome assembly.